Girardinichthys multiradiatus is the source of this 3979-nucleotide messenger RNA. RefSeq names its product matrix metallopeptidase 14a (membrane-inserted) (gene mmp14a). Gene Ontology annotation, biological process: skeletal system development; collagen catabolic process; extracellular matrix organization. The transcript is spliced from 11 exons. Gene Ontology annotation, molecular function: zinc ion binding; metalloendopeptidase activity. NCBI's taxonomy places the organism in Eukaryota, Metazoa, Chordata, Actinopteri, Cyprinodontiformes, Goodeidae. The record is from RefSeq and is a predicted model, not a curated record. Gene Ontology annotation, cellular component: extracellular matrix. Bases 16 to 1887 code for a protein of 623 amino acids.
AAAAGUUUCCCUAAGAUGUCCUAUGCGCAAACGAUGUGCGCACAUCUGGAGGAGGACUUUCAGGGAAAAUUCAUCUCUCUGUGGACGACGUCCACACAAACUGCGGGCAGUCUUAGAGAAAACAACGAACGCCAAACUGUGAAGCUUCUGUCCACACAGCAGCUACAGCAUCUACCUUAUGCUUUUAGCGCAUCGUCGUUUGCAGUCUCCAGAAUGCUGCCGCAUCUGCUCAGCCUGGCCUGCUGUCUCUUCUGCUUCCACUCUGUCAGCGCAAAUGUCCUAAAAGCUGAGGCGUGGUUGCAGCAGUAUGGCUACCUGCCUCCCGGUGAUGUCAGAGCCCAGGCCAUCCGCUCACCCAAGUCUAUUGUAACAGCAAUCUCAGCCAUGCAGAGGUUUUACGGACUGACUGUCACUGGAACCAUAGAUACCAACACAUUAGAAGCAAUGAGUCGGCCGCGGUGUGGCGUCCCUGACAAGUUCGGUCCAGAAUUGAAAACCAACCUGAGGAGGAAGAGAUAUGCGAGGCAAGGUCAGAAGUGGCACAAGUCUGAGGUCACCUUCAGCAUACAGAACUACACCCCCAAAGUAGGCGAGAAAGCCACGUAUGAGGCCAUCCGAAAGGCUUUCAGAGUGUGGGAGAACGCCAUCCAGCUGACCUUCAGAGAGAUCCCCUUCAGCCAGAUUAGAGGCAAAGUCGACAAGUAUGCAGACAUCAUGCUGUCCUUCGCUGAAGGUUUUCACGAUGACAGCACCCCGUUCGACGGAGAGGGCGGCUUUCUGGCACACGCUUACUUCCCCGGGAAUGGCAUCGGGGGAGACACGCACUUUGACCUCGCCGAACCAUGGACCACCGGGACCGUGGAUCAGGGAGGAAACGAUGUUUUUCUGGUGGCGGUCCAUGAGCUGGGUCAUGCUUUGGGUCUGGAGCACUCAGACAACCCUUCGGCUAUCAUGGCCCCCUUCUAUCAGUGGUUUGAAACAGAACAUUUCCAGCUGCCGGAGGAUGACCUCUUAGGGAUUCAGGCUAUUUAUGGUGCCAAAUCUGGAGUUCCCCCUCCUCCCCCUCGUCCCACAAGGCCAUUCAAGCCUGAAAAACCCGAUGAAGGCCCCGACAUAUGUGAGGGACACUUUGACACAAUUGCCAUCCUUAGAGGGGAAAAGUUUGUAUUUAAGGACAAGUGGUUUUGGCGCCUGCGUAACAACAAGGUCUUGCCCAGUUAUCCCAGACCCGUAGCUCAGUUUUGGAAAGGCCUUCCUUCAAACAUCAACGCAGCCUAUGAGAGGAAGGAUGGGAAGUUUGUCUUCUUUAAGGGUGACAGAUACUGGGUUUACAGCGAGGCCACCUUAGACAAGGGUUAUCCAAAGAGCCUGAAAGACCUGGGCGCUGGUUUACCCAAAGACAAGAUUGAUGCUGCUCUCUUUUACUCACCAACUGGACAGACAUUCUUCUUCAAAGGAACUCAAUACUACCGUUUCAACGAGCAGACUCUCAGGGUGCACAACGACUAUCCAAAGCCCAUCAGCAAGUGGAGUGGAGCCCCAGAUAAUAUUAAGGCUGCAUUCAUGAGUGAAGAUCAAUCUUACACUUACUUCUACAAGGCCAAUAAGUACUGGAAGUUCAACAACCAGCACAUGAAGGUGGAGUCUGGUUACCCCAAGUCGGUGCUGCGUGAUUGGAUGGGCUGCGACAGCGAAGAGCCCAAGAAGGGUCGGACGGUGAUCAUCAUCGAGGAAACAGAGGGAGGCUCCUGGGUGGCGGGUGUGGUGAUUCCUCUCCUCCUGCUGGUGCUGGUGCUGCUCACGCUGGGAGCGCUUUUGUUCUUCAGGAAGUACGGCACGCCCCGGCGCCUCCUCUACUGUCAGAGAUCGCUGCUGGACAAGGUGUAAACGGACCAACGGGUGACUGGCAGACAGACUGCACAAAGAGGGACAGAGUGAAAGAGGGAGAGGAGUCUGAAAGACCUGGGAGCGCAGCGAAGACUGAAACUCGACGGGGAGAAAAGACGAACGAUGCAACUGUGGGAAAGAAUGACUGACUGGGGGAUUAAAGGGGGACAACAUGUUGGGAGGUUUGAAAGCGCCACACAAAAAAGCCCAUGAAACUGAAAUCAGGAAAAGUAUAUAUGUAUUUUAACUAUUUACAUGUUCUGUUUGUGUUGAGAAAUUCAGACCUAUAUGAUCAAAGAUCUGUUCCUCAUUGACAAUUUCCUACAAAACCCCCCCUACCCUUCAUUUUUAUCUCGACGACUCCAGCUGAACUGCCUUCUGAUUCAUUUCGCAUUCAAAGUACUUGCUUCUGUUAUGCAGAGGUUAGGCAACUUAAAAAAUUUUUUUUGCAAGGAAAUGUUUUACCUAGACACUGUCGCUUUAAUUUAAUAUUAUAAGGCUUAAAAUGAGACCCCUAAUAUUAAAUCCACAGAAAAAUUACUUUAGUUAGCAUUCUUCAUCCAAUCAGUUGCAGAAACACAGUUGAAACCAGAUGUUUACAUAUACUAUAAAAAGGUUUGCAGACAUUUUGACAAAACUGCAGUAAAUAAGUCAGGUGGAUCACCGACACAUGUUCUAAGGGACUGAGAUCAGGGUGUCACACAAUCUCAAAAGGGUCAGAUACUGAAUCAGAAGAUGUCAUUAUAUACCAAUGUGUCCAGGCCUAAUUCACAUAAUAACUUUCGGUUUUAAUAAACAACAAUGAUUAGGGUCAUUGUCCAUUUGAUAGACCCAUUGGUGCCCAAGUUUUAACUUCCAGACCACAAGAUGAAGAUCUGUAAUUUGACUUUUGGAGUCAUGGCUUCUUCAUGACUGCACAGCCUUUCAGCUCAGGCCAAGAUCUCUCUUUCACAUUUCUAUCAUUUAGCAAAUGGAAAUAAUUUUGGUAAUCCUGUCUGGCCUAAAAUAGGAAAAUAUUAGUGUGAUUUAAUGUCAGAUAGUGAGAAAUAAAAAGACAGUUUUGCAUGUUUUUAUACACUAUAUGUAAAUACCUGGUUUCAACUGUAGGUAUUUGGUCCAGGUUUUAAGGGUUGGUUCUCCAACAAUUAUUGUUUUAGAGGUUGUUCCUAUGUUUUGACAAGAAGCUGAGUAAUAAAAUCUGUCCAAAAAAGGUACUAAAUGAGUUUUUGUUUCAGUAUCGGUACCGAGGCAUUUGUUUUAUAACUGUUCUCUUUUUUCUGGUAAUAAAAUGCCCAUUUAUUAUUAUCGUCAUAAUGAUAAGUAAAUAUUUAUAAAAAAUAGAUGAAUUUGAUGGAGUUAUGUGUAACAUAUUAUCUUUUAUGGACAUUAAUAUUACCUUAUGCAGACUUGAAUUUUUUUAAUCAGACUUUAUAUGAGAUGCUGGAGAUAAUUAAUCCCACAAAUGAAUCCAGAGGACAAAAUAAAAAUAAACUUUUACUGGUUCAGGAAUCCUUCUUUAUGUCUUUCAAAAUGUGCUUCAAACUUCAGGCAUUAAAAUGUGCACAAUAAAAACGAGUCAGUGCAAGCAGUCAGAUGGAAAAAUGAUUUUUAAAUGUGAUGCUUUAACUUGAAAUUUCCGCUCUUUAUUGUUAAACACGUGCAGAGCUAAUAAUGGUUUCCACAAUAUGGUGCAAUUUUCUAUUUUAAAUUGUUAUUAUAAGUAUGAUUAUUGUUAUUAUUGUUGUUUUGGAAAAGUUCUGAGUCACUUUUUGAUUUUUGUUUUGGUUUUGUGUUGUCAUUAGGAGUCCUGCUGGACAGAGGCAAUUAACAUGACAAUGAUGGAAAUGAAGCCCCGCUUCCAUUCAGAUCAGAUGAUGUGAGGUCAGGGACUUUUCUGUAACAGUGAAACACCUGAAGAUUACUCAGAUGUUGGCACAGAAGAUCAAACAUCCUGUUUAUGAACUUCAGCUCAGAUGGCGCUCUUUUUGUUGUUGUUUUACAUCAAUUAGAAUUGAAGGUGAUCAAUGACAAUGAUAAUGGUAAUGAUAUUUAUAGUGAUGAUCAUAUAAAUAAAAAGAAAUGAGAUUUUUCA